UACAUGUCAAUUUUGUUUUUAAGAGCAUUAUUCAUUAUUGGCAUUUUCAAUGUGACAUCUUCCAUUAAUCUUCGGCAAUUACCAUCGUCAUGUUGUUCCAAAAUUUUCUGUGCGUGCUUAAACAAAUCAUCAAAUGUUCUAACAUCGUCCGUACAGCUACAAGUCAACCAGUAACAAAAUCCUAUCAACUGCACAACUUAUCAGAGGGACCAAAAACUUCAGUCACAGUAACAUCUGAGGAAGCUCUUAAAUACUACAAAGAAAUGGUUGAGAUCAGACAUAUGGAACAAUCAUGCGCCAAUCUGUACACUCAGAAAGCAAUUCGUGGAUUUUGCCAUUUAUACAUCGGUCAGGAAGCUACAUGUAUUGGUAUAUUCAAUUCCAUGAAACCAGAUGACACGUUAAUCACGUCUUAUCGUUGCCAUCCCUACUGUUAUCUAAUGGGGGCCAGCAUGUUAUCAGUGGUCAGUGAACUGACUGGAAGAAAGAGUGGAAAUGCCCAAGGAAAAGGAGGAUCUAUGCACAUGUACGCAAAAAACUUCUAUGGAGGUAAUGGAAUAGUGGGUGCUCAAGUACCUCUAGGAACUGGAAUAGCGUUCCGUCACAAAUACUUAAACAAACCCAACGUGAGUUAUACAUUGUAUGGUGACGGUGCCGCCAAUCAAGGGCAAGUUUUCGAGGCGUUCAACAUUGCGAAACUAUUCAACUUACCUGUGUUCUACAUCUGCGAGAACAACGUUUAUGCUUUGGGCACGAAGGAUGAUAGACAUGCAGCCAACACUAAGUUCUACACCAGAUGCGAGUACAUUCCUGGAGUUCAAGUCGAUGGCAUGGACAUAUUGGCCGUGGUUGAAGCUGCCAAAUUUUGCAGAGAGUACAUUGCAAGUGGCAAAGGGCCGAUUAUAAUGGAAUCCAAAUGUUAUCGGUAUCUAGGACAUUCCAUGUCUGAUCCCGGUAUAGCUUAUAGAACUAGAGAGGAAGUCGCAGAAAUGAGGAAGGCCAGAGACCCCAUUAACAACUUCAAAAAGUUCAUAUUGGAAGAAAAAUUGGUACCAGAAGAAGAAUUAGCCAAAAUUGAUCAGAUGGGAAAAGACAUACAAGGCAAAUUGGAAAAAGAAGCGUUGGCCGAAGCACCUCCACCUAUGUCCGACUUAUCUUUGGAUGUUAUUGCAACUUGUGACGGAUGUAUUUGCAGAAAUGUUUCAUACUUUAAACCGUUAAAACAUGGUUUAUCACGAAAACCUCUAAAUUUACAAUAGUGCCUUCCUUCUCCAGUAACUUACCUCAUCCUCUCCAGUAAUAGUUUAGAAAUAAUAAAUUUAGAAAUAAUUGCCAA
Aethina tumida (small hive beetle) is the source of this 1336-nucleotide messenger RNA. RefSeq names its product probable pyruvate dehydrogenase E1 component subunit alpha, mitochondrial. Lineage: Eukaryota; Metazoa; Arthropoda; Insecta; Coleoptera; Nitidulidae. The record is from RefSeq and is a predicted model, not a curated record. Gene Ontology annotation, molecular function: oxidoreductase activity, acting on the aldehyde or oxo group of donors, disulfide as acceptor. The transcript has 3 exons. Bases 90 to 1259 code for a protein of 389 amino acids.